Rubroshorea leprosula is the source of this 1696-nucleotide messenger RNA. The record is from the annotation of a GenBank genome assembly. Lineage: Eukaryota; Viridiplantae; Streptophyta; Magnoliopsida; Malvales; Dipterocarpaceae.
AUCUACUGGACAACCAUUUAGACUGGACUGUUAGUUCAGUUUGUUUCAAAUCAAUAUGUAAGACUUUCACCAUAAAGUAUCCUCAAUUUUAACAUAUUUAUGUAUUAUAAUGUUGUUCUGGCCGCGGACAUUUCCAUGUCCUGUUGUCCAUGUCUUCUUGUUCACUGUCAUGUAAUACCAUGUCCUCAGCAUACCACCAGAGAUUGAUUUAAACUGCCCUCACUCAGUGUUUGUUCAUCUGUAUCUUCUCCUUGAUCAAACAAUGCUGAGAGCUUUAUUUGUUGUUCUUCUAGUCUUCUUAAUAAUCCAUUUAGGAAACAGUCGUUUCAUUAGUGAGAAAUCCAGUUUCCUAUCAGAUAGGAUGAUAGAGCAGACUGGCCAAUUACCAGUCGUUGAGUUUGAGCUCACAUCAACAACCGUGACAUGCAAACUCACUUAUGGUUUCUUGCCAUGUGCGGGGACAGUAUGGGAUUACCUCUUCCUCUUGGUGGUGUAUGAGUACUUGCUCUCCCUCUCGGAGCAGUACAUUUCAAGUGGAUCUAACCUCUUCUUUGGAAUGUUUGGAACUGGUAUAUUUGGGGCCACUUUGUUCCAAGUCCUUGGCAUUUUUCCUCAGAUAAUUCUGCUUCUCGUUUCUAUAGUCUCAGGAAGUGAGGACACUGUUGAAUCUAUGGCAGAAAUGUCGAUGAGCAUGCUUGCAGGAUCAGCAAUCAUGCAACUUACUCUUAUUUGGCCUUCUGUUGUAGCUUUUGGUAGCUAUGAUCUUUCACAGACCUCAACUUCAUCAAAUUCUGAUACUGAAGUGACUUCAGUUUCAUCAAAUUCUCAGAAUAAGAAACCAUUCAGCUUAACUGGUUUUUCACUCCUAUCAGUUCUUGAUCAUUUUACUUCCAGAACAAGAAACAUCUUGAAUUAAAUCGUGAAAACGUGUAAUUUUACUUGUAUGAGCAGGAUACGGCGUGAGAACUGACAUUCAUACAAAUUACACAGCAAAAAUAAUGCUUCUGUCAAUGGUUCCAUUUCUGAUUCUUCAGCUUGCUCAGAUUCUGAACUCUCCCACAGCUACCCAAAUAGUGGUCUUAGUUUCUCUCAUCAUUUCUGUUGCUUUCGUUGUCAGUUACAACACCUACCAGGUACAAAAUAAAUAAUAAAAUAAAAAUUAAGAGCAUGGUAUUGGUAAGGCAACUAUAUUUUGAGUAUUCUUAUGUGCUCAAUGUUAGAUCAUCCUCGUAAAAACUGUGAUGGAUUUUUUUGGCAAUUUGAUUGAUAGAUUAAUGUUGUUUAACAGGUAUUUCAGCCUUGGAUUAGAAAAGGAGACUUCAAUAUGUGAUGCGUAAAUACAUACAAAAGAACUUGCUGCAAGCACUUCUUACUAGUGACAGAAGGCCAGAUGAAACCAAAACAAGAAAGUUGUUUUAUAAGAUUGACAAGAAUAAUGAUUCGCAUAUAUCAGCCAAUGAACUGAGAUCACUGAUACUCGGAAUACAAAUAGAAGAAGUUGGCUUGGAUAAGGAUGACUUUGCAACAAAGGUGAUGGAAGAGUUUGAUAUCUCUGGUGAUUCUAGUAUAGGUGAAACACAAUUCAUAAAAGGGCUCUCAGAAUGGCUCAUCAAGGCCAACAAUGAUGCAAAUGGUGAAGAUAAUGAACAGCAGAAACUUUUUAGUACUAAAGUUAAGGUAUGUAUUGAAACAAGAU